AUGACCCACAUAGAUUACCGAGUGAAUCAGGGCAUAGAUGUCCCGAGAAAGGAAACGGAUAGCAAGGACGAGAAAUCCCAAACAGAAGCAAAUUCGAGAAUGAUAAAAAAGAAAAAGAGAAAAGUUCAUGAGGAACCUGUACAGAAGAAGAAAAAGGUGAAAAGUAGCAAGAGCCAGACUAUCGCUAAAAUUGAGAAAGGUGUUCAAACUGUCAUUAAAACUGAGGAUGAUGACCAGCUUGAGACAAAAACAAAGGUAAGGAAAAAGGACGAUUUAAAAGAAGAUGAAUGUUUAGACCAAUUAGAACUGAAGAAGAAGAAGAAGAAGAAAAACAAGAAAGAGAGAGUUGGCUCUGAAUUACUGAAAGAAGCACAUUCAGAAAGCCUUGUGAAUGUAGAAGGCCAUCUGGAUUCAGAACCUCAAGAAGAAUCAGAGGAACAAAUUAAAAUUCUCAAGAAGAAGAAAAAAAAAGUCCAAUGUCAUUCAUCCUUCUCAUUGGAGAAUAAUCAGAGUAGUGAUACAGAGUUUUCAAAUCAUCAUACAGAUGGUACUAAGGAAAAUGAAUUUGCUUUUAAAAAAAGCACAAAGAACACUGCUUUGAAUUUGGAACUGGGUGGUGAAGUAACUAAGAAAAAAAAAAAGAAAGGCGUUUUUUCUUUAGCAUUAGAAGACAUCCGGGACAGUGAACAUAAACAGUCUGAAAAAGUUCGUAAAAAACCACACAAACACUUUUCACAAGAAAAAGCUUUUACUGGUGAAAACCAUGGAACAGAUAUUAUCCAGGAUGAUGGGGAGAGUUAUGUGAGAGGAAAGAAGAGGAAGAAAAAGAAAGAUAAGUCCGACUCCUUUUUACCACUAGCAGAUAAUCAAGACAACAUCUAUGGAGUUCCUGAUAGCCCCAUUGCAUUAAGUGACUUCAGAAAAAGGCAAAGAAAGACUUUCCGGGAAAUUACACUGACAAACAGAGAGGAAGAGGACAUUACUGAAAACUCUGGAAGUAGCAGGGAGACCAAGAGGAAGAAGAAGAGAAGCAAAGAUGUUUCCUCCUUAACAUGUGAAGAUGAUCGAGACUGCAGUCACAGAGUUCCUGAUAAGCAUCUCCCUGCACAGCAAGAAGAUGAGUCUGAGGAAGAAGAGCCUUCUGGAAAAAAAUGCAGGAAGAGUAUCAAGGAUAAUAAUGAAGUAAUCAAGAAGAAAAAGAAAAAGAAGAUUGAGAAAGAGGAGGAGGAAACAACAUAUUCAAAAGUUUCUUUAAAUGAUGACAGUGCAUCUAAAAGCCAAGCAGUAACACUACUAGAAAGCAAUAAAAAUAAUGAAGAGUGUGAGAUGAAGCCAGCUGCAUGUGUCACAGGGGGUGCUGUAGAUAGGCUGUUAUGCAGUAGUAAUCAUAUGCUCUGUGACAGAAAAAGGAAAAAAAGAAAAAAAGUGCCACAGGACUCUGCUGAAGAACCAGGUUCAAAAGCAAAUGCAAAAAAGAAAAAGAUCAAAAGAGAAGACAUGGGAAAUGAGGCACUGGAACAUGUGGGUGAUGUAACUAUUGUUCAGGAAAAAAAAGGAAACUGUGAUGAAGUUAACAUAGACAAGGUGAGGCGGCAGGCUCUGCAAGAAGAAAUCGAUAGAGAAUCUGGCAAAACUAAGGUUUUCAGUCCCAAAGUGGAACGGGAUACAAAGUUUGGCCAGUGGAGUACAGCUGCUUUUCAAAGUUCUGAGGAAGAAAUGAAGUUUUUUAGACUGAUGGGUGGCUUUAAAAAGGGCUCUGUGCCUAUCCAAAAUCUCUCUGCAACUACAAACAAACCGAACAUGGCUUUAAACAGGGAAGGGGAGGAGAAGUUACAGCAGGCUCUGAAGAUGGAAUUUGAUAAAGCAGUGGACUUGAAGCAACACAGAGGAAUUGGUCUUGGAUUUCAACCUGCUGCCAACAAAAAAGUAUACAUAGACAAAUAUACAUCUAGAUCUAUAAAAUUUGAAGAUUAAAACUCUGAAUUAAUGAAUCAAAAUUCAGGCAAAUUUCUUUUCAUUUUCCACAUCUUUUUACUUGAAAUAAAAUACAAAAUGCUUAAGAAAUUUGAUUUAUGAGGCACUUUUAGUACAAUUUUUCAACUGCAUACACCAGAUUAUGUGGAGCUGGUUCUCACUUCAGCUAAAUAGUAAGUUUUUGAAACCUUUACAAUGUCUUCUACAAGGCAAGAGACAGCCUCCUUCAAAGAUUGAAGAUACGUGGGCAAUGCCUGCAAAAAGUUGAAACUUCUAACCUUUGGAUUUUUAGAUGACUUGCACUUUCAUGGGCUUUUUAAUAACAGUACAAAAUAUGAGACCGCAUUUGUGUAUGUUGUGUUCAGAAUUCAAGGGUCUAAAGCAGUCUAUCAGUGUCUUGCUUGAAGUGACAAAAAAAGACUGAAAAACUGUCAUGUAUUUUAUUAUUGGCUGUGCCACUGGUUAGGGGAGACAGUGGUGUUAAGUUUUAGUGUAUCUCUGGUUCUUAAGCAGAACAAGGUGACCAUCUCUUAUGUCCAUGCCUGCUGUGGUGUAAUAGUUGCUGACUUGCAGGGGAACCCCAGCCCCCCCAGAAUUAGGUUACUACUCUACUAGCCCAGCUCAUGGUUUUUCUGCCAAAUUACCUAUCCUUUGUGGUAAGAUCAUGCCAACUGAACUAGUGAUUUUCUUGCUCUUUUAAGGCAACCUCACUUUCCACAAUAGUCUUUUCCAGUGGACCACUCUACCUGAAAGCAGCUGCCUCCAGCAGAAAAUACAUUUAACAAAAGAGUAGUUGGUUCCAAUGCAUUUUGGGCACCUCCUCAGGAGAAGUGAAAAUUAUGCAGAGGCUCCAGCUUAAGGGUUUGCCAUGAAUCCAUUCCCAUAUCUGGGAAGAGGUCUGACCCCUCCAGGGUCUGAACUUGUCUGAGGAAAGCAUCUCCUUUAAAGUGUCAUUUAAAACCACCAUGACCUCAGGGUGAGCCUGUUUUGCACCAGUGCUCUCAAAAGCUCAGUGACUGGCUUCAGCUGGCCCUUCUAGGCUUCAGCUGUUGCUUUACUUAAAUU
Egretta garzetta (little egret) is the source of this 3039-nucleotide messenger RNA. It is a transcript of the gene KNOP1, whose product is annotated as lysine rich nucleolar protein 1. The transcript is spliced from 6 exons. Bases 1 to 1974 code for a protein of 657 amino acids. NCBI's taxonomy places the organism in Eukaryota, Metazoa, Chordata, Aves, Pelecaniformes, Ardeidae. The record is from RefSeq and is a predicted model, not a curated record.